Gorilla gorilla gorilla (western lowland gorilla) is the source of this 4695-nucleotide messenger RNA. RefSeq lists its product as uncharacterized. Gene Ontology annotation, molecular function: serine-type endopeptidase inhibitor activity. Gene Ontology annotation, biological process: negative regulation of endopeptidase activity. Gene Ontology annotation, cellular component: cytoplasm. NCBI's taxonomy places the organism in Eukaryota, Metazoa, Chordata, Mammalia, Primates, Hominidae. The record is from RefSeq and is a predicted model, not a curated record. Bases 148 to 2583 code for a protein of 811 amino acids. The transcript is spliced from 13 exons.
GUGGUGCCUGGCUGGGCCCGACUCCGCCCGCCUCCCCACUCACUGGGAACUAACACCCGGCGCCUCUCAGACAUCUCUAUUCCCGCCUCUCCGACCAGGUCUCACCUCGCUCCUGGGUAGCUGCGCGGAGAACUGGGACUCACCGUCAUGGAUGCUCUAUCAGAAGCAAAUGGCACAUUUGCAUUAAACCUUUUGAAAAAGCUAGGGGAAAACAACUCAAACAACUUAUUUUUUUCCCCCGUGAGCAUAUCAUCAGCCUUGGCCAUGGUUUUCAUGGGGGCAAAGGGAAACACCGCAGCUCAGAUGUCUCAGGCACUUUGUUUUAGUAAAAUCGGAGGUGAAGAUGGAGAUAUUCACCGAGGUUUUCAGUCACUUCUUGUUGCAAUUAACAGAACUGACACUGAAUAUGUGCUUAGAACUGCCAAUGGGCUCUUUGGAGAAAAGUCUUAUGAUUUCCUCACAGGUUUUACAGAUUCCUGUGGCGAAUUCUACCAAGCAACAAUAAAACAGCUAGACUUUGUGAAUGAUACAGAGAAGUCCACAACACGUGUAAACUCCUGGGUUGCUGAUAAGACUAAAGCCUGGAAAAUUAUUCAAACAAGCCUGUCACAUCUGGAGGAGCCAGGAAUCGCCUCUUCCUCUUGUUACUGCAAAGCCUGCCUUCCACAGCCCCUACUGGUUCACUCUAUUCCCAAAUGCAACUCUCCUGUGACCCCGCAUGGCAUGUGUCCACAAGGGAACGAAGAAACACCACCAACAGCGUCCACAUGGCCUUCACGACAUGGCCCUGUGGACACAUCAGACGUUGUCUUGCAGUGCCUCAUCCACACUAUCUGUACCACUGCAGGCCUGGAUACGUCACGGUUUUCAUGGUGCUAUCUUGUGCCUCUUUGCGCCUGCACGCACUGUGUUUCCUAUAUGGGAUAUCUGUGUUUACAACCAAACUCCCAGGGGCCAAAUUAUAUCCUUUGUAAAGGACUUCAAACCACCAGGCAUUUGCUGGAAGUUUCACGGAGGAAAACAAGCAUUUUUCAUCUUUUAAUCUGUUUUGCUGGUCAAAGAGGAAAAGGAGUGGAUGGACAAAGUGGGGCCCAAAGUCUGGAUCUAGUUCUGACCAACAAGGAGAAAUUGAUGCACAAUGGGGAAGUGACCUUGGCAUUUUCAACUGGCAGAGCCGGAAUCAAUGGUGAAAAAAGGACAACAGCCAAUGUGUACACUUUUUAUAAAAACCACCCUCCAAGGACCAGGCACUGGCCCUCUCUCCGGUGCCCGCAGACAUCCACACAGGCCCAAAGAAUCAGGGAUUGCACAAGCCAGACCAAUCGAACUGUUCUGAGUCAUCUGCCGGAAGCCUUGCCCUCAAUCAAGGCGGACGUGAAGCAUCUACAAAGGAGGAAUAGUCGAAGCGGCGGCGGCGGCAGCGGCAGCGGCAGCAGCAGCAGCAGGAGACCUUCUCUGAUGGAUGACCUCUGUGAAGCAAAUGGCACUUUUGCCAUCAGCUUAUUUAAAAUAUUGGGGGAAGAGGACAACUCAAGAAACAUAUUCUUCUCUCCCAUGAGCAUCUCCUCUGCCCUGGCCAUGGUCUUCAUGGGGGCAAAGGGAAGCACUGCAGCCCAGAUGUCCCAGGCCCUUUGUUUAUACAAAGACGGAGAUAUUCACCAAGGUUUCCAGUCGCUUCUCAGUGAAGUUAACAGAACUGGCACUCAGUACUUGCUUAGAACUGCCAACAGACUCUUUGGAGAAAAGACGUGUGAUUUCCUUCCAGACUUCAAAGAAUCCUGUCAGAAGUUCUAUCAGGCAGAGCUGGAGGAGUUGUCCUUUGCUGAAGACACUGAAGAGUGCAGGAAGCAUAUAAAUGACUGGGUGGCAGAGAAGACUGAAGGUAAGAUUUCAGAGGUACUGGAUGCUGGGACAGUCGAUCCCCUGACAAAGCUGGUCCUUGUGAAUGCCAUUUAUUUCAAGGGAAAGUGGAAUGAGCAAUUUGACAGAAAGUACACAAGGGAAAUGAUCUUUAAAACCAACGAGGAAAAAAAGACAGUGCAGAUGAUGUUUAAGGAAGCUAAAUUUAAAAUGGGGUAUGCGGAUGAGGUGCACACCCAGGUCCUGGAGCUGCCCUAUGUGGAAGAGGAGCUGAGCAUGGUCAUUCUGCUUCCCGAUGACAACACGGACCUCGCCGUGGUGGAAAAAGCACUUACAUAUGAGAAAUUCAAAGCCUGGACAAAUUCAGAAAAGUUGACAAAAAGUAAGGUUCAAGUUUUCCUUCCCAGAUUAAAGCUGGAGGAGAGUUAUGACUUGGAGCCUUUCCUUCGAAGAUUAGGAAUGAUCGAUGCUUUUGACGAAGCCAAGGCAGACUUUUCUGGAAUGUCAACUAAGAAGAAUGUGCCUCUGUCCAAGGUCGCCCACAAGUGCUUCGUGGAGGUCAAUGAGGAAGGCACAGAGGCUGCCGCAGCCACUGCUGUGGUCAGGAAUUCCCGGUGCAGCAGAAUGGAGCCAAGAUUCUGUGCAGACCACCCUUUUCUUUUCUUCAUCAGGCACCACAAAACCAACUGCAUCUUGUUCUGUGGCAGGUUCUCUUCUCCGUAAAGAGGAGCAAUUGCUGUACAUACCCUCCUUUCCUUCUACCUACCUUGCCUUAAUUAACAUUCCAUGUGACCUAGUUGGUGCAGGGGCUUGAAUGCCGAAAUAAAGCGUGUGCACUGGAUAGUGUGUGAAAGUCUUUGCUGAAAGUUCCAGAGCCAUUGAGAAUAACUGAGGCCACAGAUGCAUGAAAUUUGGGCCUGGGAAGGCUAUGCUGGUUUUGGAGUGUUUGGGGUGCCUGCCAUUGCCUCUGCCUUCACCUAAGUCUGUGCCCAUUGUUUCAGGGGAUCUUAAGGAGCAUCUCAAGGCUUCAGGAGCCAGCCCUCUAUGUGCUCUUCCAUCCGCCCGGCUCUGCCCACCACCACUGCCAGGCUGAACAGGGAACUAGUGCCCAGGCGACACUGCACAUAAAGCCAAGGGCAAACCCUACAGAGUAAAGCUGCAGCCACCCUGUGUCUCAUGUGCAGCUGAAAUAGUGAUCUGCUUCUGUCACUGUCACAUAGACAGCCCUGCAUGCCCCCUGUCUCACACAGUUUGUAAUGAAGACAGCUCCUUCUCAUCUUUCCAUAAGCCUGAGAUACAAGUUCAGGGACUCAGCAAUGCACUUCAAGACUGAGCUAGGAGGCAAAUAUCUGAAGCUUGCUAUGCCAUUCUUUCCAUUCCUUUUCCCUCUGAAACACACAAAAUACCAAAGGAACUUACACAACACACCACUGAGUCCUCUAACUAAUCAUAUGUGCUCAGACACAGCUCAAGCACACCCCUUAGUUAAGAAAGAACCUCCAUACAUUAAUUUUUUUCUGCCUAAAAAUAAAAUUGCAUUGUGGCAGCAAUUUGGAAACUACAGCAAAGUCUCCAAAAAAAUUGAAGUCACCCACAAUUCCAACACACAGCAAUCACUGCUGUUAAUAGUGAUAUACAUCCUUCCCUAUUUGUGUAUGCAAAUAGAAAUUUAUAAGCAUUUUACUACAAGUUAAUCAUAUCCUUCAGUAGCUUAUUUCUUCCCUUAUGAAAAACCUCCCUUAAGAUCUUCCAGGUCAUCAGUUUGAUGUGCAUAGUAUUCCACUGUGUGGCUGGAUUUCUAUAAUUGAAUCUAAUUUUAGACAGUUUGAGUAAUUAAAAUUAUUUCUAUUAACAAAUAAUAGAUUGCUAAUAAUAAAUAUAUAUUAUGCUGUUUCGGAUAUACUAAAUAUUUGCUCACAACCUUAAUAGAUUUUUUAAAAUUCCUAACAAUAGUACUGUUGAGAUAAAAGUUGAGCACAUUUUGAGACUUCUUCCAAAUUGGUCCCUAGAAAGUUACACUGGUUUGUACUCUCACUUAUGUCACCAUUUAUACCACCACUGACUGCUGCCUGCUUUAUUAUUUCUUUAAUGAGUUGGACUGAACAGUGGUUAAUCCUGACUCUGUUUUUGACUGACAGUUAACAGUUACAUGAACCCUUCAUAUUACAGCUCUUACUUAAAUUUGACCAAGCCAGGAUAUAUCUGUUAGGCCACAUUCAUUUAGGGAUCAUGUUUUCCAAAGCAGGUUUGGGCAAAAUUAAUCCACAGGACUGAAAGGUAUACAUCUGUGAGUUUUGUUCUCACUUCCACCUCUAAUUUGAAGAAUACUUUAUACAUUAAUUGACACAGAAUACAUUUCACAUAUUUAACCUGUACAAUAAGUUCUGACACGUUUUCCAUGAAACAAACCAUCGCUAUAUUCAAGAUAAUGAACCUAUCUAUCAUACUCCCAAAUUCCUUCUUGCAUCUUUGUAAUUUCUCACUCUUCCUUCUCCCUCUCCCCAUCCCAUCCCAACCACUGAUCUGCUCAGGCAACUACCAAUCUUCUUUCUGUCACUAUAGAUUAAUUUGCAUUUUUAAAGAAAUUUACAUACAUGGAACCAUACAUCAUCUAUGCUUUGUAGUAUGACUCCUGUCACUCAGUACAAUUAUUUUGAGAUUCAUUUAUGUUAUUGUAUAUAUCAAUAGUUCAUCCCUUUUAUUGGUAAGUAACAUUUUUUUGUAUAGAUAUACCAUGAUUUGUUGAUGAACAAAUUUACCUGUUGAUAAACAUUUAGGUUGUUACCAAGAUUUUUGCUAUUGAAAAUAAAGUUUUUAUGAAUAUUUAUGUAUAUA